AUGUUCUCCGUUAACCAUGUUCUCCGUGUGACCGUUUGCGCCGCCCCCGGCGGCUCGGCAAAGCCACAGAGAGCCGUUAAGGUAGCAGAAAAAUCAACCGUGCGGACGAGAAAGCUGCCGGAAAAUCCGAAGGUAGAGCUGGCUACUUUCGAUCUGCCAUACAUAACAUUCUACUACAAUCAGAAGCUUUUAGUUUAUAAAAUAAUGGCGGAGGAGUUCGCGACGGUCGUGGAGAAAAUGAAGGAAGCUCUGGCAGCGGUGCUGGAAGAGUUCUAUCCGCUCGCCGGAAGGCUUGCGCAGGAUGAAGAAGAUAAGGUGCUGUAUGUUGAUUGUGAGGGGGAGGGAGGGGUGGAGGUGGUGGAGGCGGCGGCGGAGGAGGUGGAGGUGGCGGAGCUUGCGGUGGGGGAAGCGCCGGAGGAGCUUAUGAAGGAAUUGGUGCCGUACACUGGUGUUAUGAAUCUGGAGGGGCUCAGCCGACCGUUACUCGCCGUUCAGUUCACAAAGCUGAAGGAUGGGAUAGCCCUGGGCUGCGCAUUCAACCACGCCAUUCUAGACGGGAAUUCCACGUGGCAGUUCAUGACGUCUUGGGCCCAGCUGACCCGAAACGAACCCAUCUCCGCCCAUCCACUUCACAACCGUUCCCUGGCCCGACCCGCCCGAAUCCCCCUCACCCUGCCCAUCUCCCCCGCCGCCCACGAGCUCGCAAACCCUAACCCCAUUCCGCCUUCCUCCCUCAUCGCCCGCGUAUUCUCCUUCCCCGAAUCCACAAUCCUCCGCCUCAAAUCCGCAGCGAAUUCCUCUCUCCCCGCCGAAACCAAACCCUUCUCCACCUUCCAAUCCCUCGCCGCCCACUCAUGGCGCUCCAUCUCCCGCGCCCGCCGCCUCCCUCCCGAUUCCAUCACCAUCUUCGCCGUUUUCGCCGACUGCCGGUCCAGACUCCAGACUCCUCUCCCCGAUUCCUACUUCGGCAACCUCAUCCAAGCCGUCUUCACCGGCACCGCCGUUCAUCCCCUCCUCACCUCCCCGCCUGAAUUCGCCGCCGGACUACUGCAGAAGGCCAUCGAAUCCCACGACGCCGCCGCGAUUCAAUCGAGGCUUGAGGAGUACGAAAAGAAUCCGAAGAUGUUCUAUUACACGGACGCCGGAGUGAAUUGCGUUGCGGUCGGGAGUUCGCCGAGGUUCCCCGUCUACCAUGUUGAUUUCGGGUUCGGGAGGCCGGAGAGAGUGAGGAGCGGGAAGAACAAUAAGUUCGACGGGAUGAUGUUUCUGUAUCCGGGGAAGGAUGGGGGGAAGGGGAUUGACGUGGAGCUGACGCUGGAUGCGACGGCCAUGGACAAUCUGGAGAAGGAUGGAGAGUUUCUGGCUGUCGGGGGAGAUGAUGAGCCGUGAUGCUGAGAAGACUUCUUCUGCUUGCUUCUUCUGAUCAUAUUUUAAUUUUUAGGGUUUGGGAUUUUUAUGCUGUAUUGGUAGCUGUUGAGGUGGAGUCAGGAGUGUGGGUGUUUGUGUUGAUGAAAUAACUAAAUAAGGUAUAAUAAGUGUUUAAAUUUCAUUGUAUUUAAGGUGGUUGGUGGAAGUUAUGGCACAUUUGUAAUACUUGGACAUGAUUUAUUAAUCUAAAUUAUGCAACCCUCUCCUUAGAUGAAGUAUGAA
Messenger RNA from Phalaenopsis equestris, 1650 nucleotides. RefSeq names its product BAHD acyltransferase DCR. NCBI's taxonomy places the organism in Eukaryota, Viridiplantae, Streptophyta, Magnoliopsida, Asparagales, Orchidaceae. The record is from RefSeq and is a predicted model, not a curated record. The transcript has 3 exons. The coding region runs from base 1 to 1389 and encodes 462 amino acids.